AAUCUGUCUACUACUACAAUUUUACAGUUUACUUCUGACAGUUUCGCUUUCUGAACAGAAUACCUUUAAGACGGUGGUUGUUGUGACGAUUUACUUACAUUCUUCUCUCCUUAGUAUAUGCCACUUUUCGUUGAGUCGUACAUACGAUUCUAAAGGACCGACGUAUACGUAUACGUAUAUACAUCGCCACGAUAUCUAAAUAUCCAGAGAGAGAGAGACAACAAACACAGGAUCAGCAUAAUGAGUACCUUAACACAAGACAAGCCUACGGUGGUUUGCGUUUUCUGUGGCUCCGUCGAAGGCAACAAUCCAGUACACAUGCAAACCGCCAAGGACCUUGCACGAGCCUUCCACGAGCAGAAUGUGCACCUCGUCUACGGAGGCGGCACACAGGGCCUCAUGGGCCAAAUUGCACGUGAACUUGUGCGCCUCUCAGGACCCCAAGCGGUACACGGAAUCAUUCCAAAGGCGCUCGUAAAAGUUGAGCCGGGAUACAACCAACCACCUUCUAGUGACGGUGCAGGAGAAGAAGAUGUAAAAUCCCAAGAAGGAGCCGGCAAAACCCACGAACGGGUCAUAAACGCCGACAAACGCACCGAAAUCAUUGAAGCAGAAUACGGUAUGACCACGAUCGUGCCCGACAUGCACACCCGCAAACGCCUCAUGGCCACAAAAGUCCUCGAAGGUGGUCCCGGUUCGGGGUUUGUCGCUAUGGCCGGUGGGUUCGGCACAAUCGAGGAGGUAAUGGAAAUGACGACGUGGAAUCAGCUCGGAAUCCACAAAGUUGGAAUUGUGUUGCUGAAUCCGCAGGGAUAUUGGGAUGGGGUGUUGCAGUGGAUUCGCACGGCGGUUAGGGAAGGGUUUAUCAGUAGUGCGAAUGGGGGCAUAUUGGUAGAUGUGCAGGAGGUUAAGGAUGUGUUGCCUAGGUUGAGGGAUUAUAGGACUAGUGUUGAUCGGUUUCAGUUGACUUGGGGAGAAGAGUGAUCCUUUUCUCGUCUUCAUCGGUUGGUCGAUAUAGAUAUUGUUAGCGGCAGUGGCUGUAAGGUAUAGAUACGAUGAUAUGAAUAUAACACUCUAUAACGUUUUGAUCCG
This is a messenger RNA of Talaromyces stipitatus ATCC 10500, 1092 nucleotides long. Its product is annotated as lysine decarboxylase-like protein. Gene Ontology annotation, cellular component: cytosol. Gene Ontology annotation, biological process: cytokinin biosynthetic process. NCBI's taxonomy places the organism in Eukaryota, Fungi, Ascomycota, Eurotiomycetes, Eurotiales, Trichocomaceae. The coding region runs from base 241 to 984 and encodes 247 amino acids. Gene Ontology annotation, molecular function: hydrolase activity, hydrolyzing N-glycosyl compounds. The transcript is spliced from 2 exons. The record is from RefSeq and is a predicted model, not a curated record.